Molecule: messenger RNA, 3105 nt
Organism: Tachysurus fulvidraco (yellow catfish)
Lineage: Eukaryota; Metazoa; Chordata; Actinopteri; Siluriformes; Bagridae
Gene: lmnb1
Product: lamin B1
Exons: 13
Coding region: 173-1996 (607 amino acids)
Source: RefSeq, a predicted model, not a curated record
UGCAUUUGAUAUCAUUUGAAUUUUGUCUCGAGCUCUCAGUGAAAAAACGUUGAGCUGCACCGGGAUCCGUGAUUGGACCGCCCGGGCCACGUGACCGCCCCUUUCUGAUAAGCGGCCAUAUUUGUCAAGCCCAUUCUUUCAUUCGUUUGCAGCACAAACUUUUUAGUUUACAAUGGCGACCGCCACUUCCACCCCGGCCGGCCAGAGAAUAAGCACCCGAUCCAGCAGCGGGACCCCUCUGAGCCCCACCAGGAUCAGCAGACUGCAGGAGAAAGAGGAUCUCUGCAACCUCAACGACCGCUUGGCCACUUAUAUCGACAAAGUCAGGAGUCUCGAGUCAGAGAACAGUGUUCUUCACCUACAGAUUUCUGAAAAGGAAGAGGUGAGGAGCCGGGAGCUGACCGGCCUCAAGUCUCUGUAUGAGAACGAGCUCGCAGACGCGCGACGCUCUUUAGACGACACCGCUAAAGAACGAGCCAGGCUUCAGAUCGAGCUGGGAAAACUCCGAACCGAGCAUGAUCAACUCCUGCAGAACUAUUCUAAAAAGGAUGCAGACCUGGCUGGAUGUCAGGCCCGGCUGAAGGAUUUGGAGGCAUUAUUGAACACUAAGGAGGCCAGUCUGGCCACCGCCUAUUCUGAGAAGAAAGGCCUUGAGGCCAUGCUAGCAGAUCUGCAAGCCCAGAUCCAGGAGCUGGAGGCCGGACUGAUUUCAGCUAAGAAGCAGCUGGGAGAUGAGACUCUGCAGAGGGUGGAUGUGGAGAACCGCUACCAGAGCCUGGUGGAGGAACUUGAGUUCCGCAAAAACAUGUUUGAAGAGGAAAUUAAGGACACCCGGCGCAGGCAUGAGACCCGUCUGGUUGAAGUGGACUCCGGUCGCCAGAGUGAGUACGAGUUCAAGCUUGCUCAGGCCCUGGCAGACAUGAGGCAGCAGCAUGAUGAUCAAGUAAAACUGUACAAGGAAGAGAUGGAGCAGACUUAUGUGGCCAAGCUGGAGAACGUACGACUGUCUUCAGAGAUGAACAGCAGUUCAGCAAGCAUGGCACGAGAAGAGCUGAAGGAAUCUAUUAUGAGAGUUGAGAGUCUGUCAGCUCAGCUGGCCAGCUUGCAGAAGGAGCCAGGAAAGAGAGACAGGAGUGACAGCAGCUGCACAGUAGGAGGAGUGAAACAGGAGCAGACACGUGGCUGGCAGGAUCGCAUCAAUGACCUGGAGGCUGCUCUGGCCCAUGAGAAGGAUCUGAGCCGCAAGAUACUGGCUGAUAAAGAGCGUGAGAUCGCGGAGAUCCGAGCCAAGAUGCAGCAGCAGCUUGAAGAGUAUGAGCAGCUGCUGGAUGUCAAACUGGCCUUGGACAUGGAGAUCAAUGCUUAUAGGAAGCUACUGGAGGGCGAGGAGGAGAGAUUGAAGCUUUCUCCUAGCCCAUCGUCUCGUGUGACCGUGUCUCGAGCCUCGUCUAGCCGUAGCGUUCGCACUACACGUGGGAAGAGGAAGCGUGUGGAUGUGGAGGAGUCAGAGGCCAGCAGCAGUGUCAGCAUCGCCCACUCAGCCUCUGCCACUGGCAAUGUCAGCAUCGAUGAACUGGAUGUGGAUGGCAAGUUCAUCCGUCUGCACAACAACUCCGAUCAGGACCAGGCAAUGGUAGGGUUUGAGCUGACCAGAAUUAUUGGAGAAACUUCUGCUACCUACAAGUUUACUCCCAAAUAUGUCCUGAAGGCAGGACAGAAAGUCACAAUUUGGGCAUCUAAUGCAGGUGUGAGCUCCAGCCCUCCCAAUGACCUCGUCUGGAAGAACCAGAACUCGUGGGGCACUGGCGAGAACAUCAAGGUUGUCUUGACCAACCCAGAAGGAGAGGAAGUUGCUGUAAGGAGUACAGUGUUCAAAACUGCCACAGUAACAGAGGAAGAGGAUGAUGAGGGAAUGGAGGCCAUUGAGGAAGAACUCUUCCUUCAGCACGGAGAACCACAAAGAGAGGGUGCCAAGAGAGGCUGCUUGAUCAUGUGAGAGCGGUAACACUACACAUCACCCAACUCUUCCACUACAGCCAGGUUCAGCUGCCAACUCUACAACCACCUCAGAACUAUUUUUGUAUCACUUCUGUAUAAUAAACCAAGUGAAGUUUUUUUUAAAUUUUUUUUUAUUUCUCUUUGGUUUUAAUGGAUUGUAAACCUUUUUGCUACAUUUCUAUUUCAAUUUUAUAUGUGAAUUCACAAAUGCUUCACAACUUUCUUUCUAUGAACCAAAAUCUAGCGAUCAGUGGAGGACUGUAGUGAGACUGAGAGCUCUGUGAGAAGUAGGCAGCUUUUGCAUAAUUACCAAGUCCUUCAGGUGCUGUGAUCUUACCUUAAUUUGUGGAUCUUCAAACAUGGCAUUUUAAGGGUCUCUUUAUAGAAAAGUUAUAAUUUUAUACUAGUUUUGUAGUUUUUAGUCAGUCACGUCUUGUGUAUAAUGGAAUGUAGACUAAAUUUACACAUUUGAAGGUAAAACCAGGCUGAUUAUCAUCAGUUUUAAAGAGCAAGUUGCUGGAUAUAAUAAAACUGCUGGUUCUUAAACUCAAGGACUCUUUGAAAUGCAGUGCACCAUAAGGUGUCAGUCUAGAGUCAAAUUUGUUAUUGGUGUCUUUUUUUUUUUUUUUUCUCUCUCUCCUUUUGAAUACUGAUUAGGUGAUGUAGACUGGGCCAGUUUUUUUUUUUCUACUCUUGACUGUGCCAGCAUGCUAACUUGAUCCAUGGAAUUACUCCCUAGCAGAUACAAGUAAUUGAGAAGUUUGAGAAGAAACAUGGAGACUAGCAUAAUGUUCUUGAGCUAAUCUUUGCCAGCAGUGUAUGUAAGGAGUCUAAAUUGGCUACACUAUCUCACAAGACACUAAAGCAGUAGAUUGUAUCGGUGUCAUUUAUAUUUAAUUACCUCUUAAGAAUUAGUCUUGGGUGAGCUUGCUUCUUAUUUUAUUCCAGUUUGUCCCUCUUAUCUAACUCUGAAUGAAUAGUUGUAUGCCUAUAUUUUGCUUUCAUUUUAACCUUGAGUAGAUUUGUGGGUUGUCUUUCAUGUCACUUGCAUGCUUUUACUCUAAUCUUUACCGUUUGUAAGGCAAAAUAAAAUUUUGUUGUAUUUUC